GAGAUGUCCCUGGCGCUGGGAGCUGGGAAUGGGGGAAAGGGCUAGCUUGAACCCUGGCAAAAAAGAAGGGAAGGGAUGCCAGGCAAAAGGGGUGAAUGGAGAAGAGCUACAGGGAGGAGCUGGGGCUGGCGGACGCAGGGGUCUAAGGAGUCUGGGGGCACGAAGCUGAGGGGCAGGGCGCGGGAGCUGGCCUUGGACCAGGGCAGGUGAGGCAAAGGGUGGAGGGCAGACGGGAGCAACCGUGGAGCAGGGGCGGGGACGGAUGCUCCUCCCGUGUGUCUGCUGCUCCGACACUAAAGGAGAUGGAUGGGGUAGGGGAAACGCAGCGCGCGCGGCCCCGGGCGGCUCACCGCUCAGCCGCCGCCCCCGCAGCGGAGAGGUCGGGGCGGCGGUCCGGCCGCAGAUAAAGGCGAGCGGGGGACAAGGGCGGCCGCGGCAGCAGCAUGAGCGGGACAGACCUGAGUCACGCUGCGGGCGCGGCCCCCGACUCAGACCCGGGCCUGGCGGCAGUCGCCUCGGCCUACCAGCGCUUCGAGCCCCGUGCCUACCUCCGCAACAACUACGCGCCCCCUCGGGGGGACCUGAGCGGCCCCGACGGCGUCGGGCCUUGGAAGCUGCGCUGCUUGGCGCAGACCUUCGCCACCGGUGAGGUGUCUGGACGCACCCUCAUUGACAUUGGUUCAGGCCCCACUAUCUACCAGCUGCUCAGCGCCUGCGCCCACUUUGAGGACAUCACGAUGACAGAUUUCUUGGAGGUGAACCGCCAGGAGCUGGGGCUCUGGCUGCGAGGCGAGCCUGGGGCCUUCGACUGGAGCGUGUACAGCCAGCAUGUCUGUCUCAUCGAGGGCAAGGGUGAAUCCUGCCAAGAGAAGGAGUGCCAGCUGCGAGCCAGGGUGAAGCGGAUCCUGCCCAUCGACGUGCACCAGCCCCAGCCCCUGGGCGCUGGGAGCCUGGCGCCCCUGCCUGCCGAUGCCCUGGUCUCCGCCUUCUGCCUAGAGGCUGUGAGUCCGGACCUUGCCAGCUUCCAGCGGGCCCUGGACCACAUCACUACACUGCUGAGGCCUGGGGGGCACCUCCUCCUCAUCGGGGCCCUGGAGGAGUCAUGGUACCUGGCUGGGGAGGCCAGGCUGGCAGUGGUGCCAGUGCGUGAGGAGGAGGUGAGGGAGGCCCUGGUGCGUAGCGGCUAUGAGGUGAGGGAUCUGCGCACCUACAUCAUGCCUUCCCACCUUCGGACAGGCGUAGAUGAUGUCAAGGGCAUCUUCUUCGCCUGGGCCCAGAAGAAGGUGGGGGUGUGAGGCCCCAGUGCACACAGUGUCGGCGGCCCUCACCCACCUAGAUUCCCUGUUAUCUGAGGUGGCACCUAAUAAAGAAAUAAGUCCAUGC
Molecule: messenger RNA, 1383 nt
Organism: Delphinapterus leucas (beluga whale)
Lineage: Eukaryota; Metazoa; Chordata; Mammalia; Artiodactyla; Monodontidae
Gene: PNMT
Product: phenylethanolamine N-methyltransferase
Cellular component (GO): cytosol
Molecular function (GO): phenylethanolamine N-methyltransferase activity
Source: RefSeq, a predicted model, not a curated record